AGCCGACAGCCACAGCGAAGGACAAUGGUCCCACUCUUGGGAGUGCUGCUCCUGAUGCUGGCGCUCCUCUCCUUCUGGAGACUUGCAAAGGGGAAAGCAGAGCCCAGGCCCAGGUACCCCAGGAGCCUGCCUUCCCUGCCCAUCAUCGGGAGCCUGCUGCACCUGACCAAUAACUGCCAGUUCCAUCUCCUCUUACACAGCCUGCAGAAGAAAUACGGCAGCCUCUACUCCCUGCAGAUGGGCUCCCAGUACAUGGUGGUGGUGAACCACUACCUGCAUGCCAAGGAGGUGCUGCUGAAGAAGGGAAAGACCUUCGCUGGCCGGCCCCACACAGUGACCACGGACAUUCUGACCAGGAACGGCAAAGACAUCGCCUUCGCCACCUACAGCCCACACUGGAAAUUCCUGCGCAAGCAGGUGCAUGCGUCACUCUCCAUGUUUGGAAAAGGGACGCUGGCCCUGGAGAAAAUCAUCUGUCGGGAAGCUGCCUCCUUGUGCGAGUCUCUCAGCAGUUUUCAGGACACCCUCCUGGACAUGGCCCCGGAGCUCAACCGAGCUGUUACCAAUGUGGUGUGCUCGCUGUGCUUCAACUCCUGCUACAGGCGAGGGGACCCCGAGUUUGAGGCCAUGCUGCAGUAUAAUGAAGGCAUCGUGAACACGGUGGGCCAAAAGAGCCUGGUGGACAUCUUCCCCUGGCUGCAGAUUUUUCCCAACAAGGACCUGGCGUUGCUGAGGAGUUGCAUCGAGGUCAGAGACCAGCUGCUGCAGAAGAAGUUCAAGGAACACAAGAAAGCGCUGGGCAGUGACUCGGUCAAUGACCUGAUGGAUGCCCUGCUCCGCGUCCAGCUCAACAUGGAGAACAACAACAGUCAGCUGGCCCUGCCGCUGGAGCUGACAGACGACCAUAUCCUCAUGACCGUGGCCGACAUCUUCGGGGCGGGCGUUGAGACCACCAGCACCGUGCUCAAGUGGGCUGUGCUCUACCUGCUCCACUACCCGGAGGUGCAGAGAAAGAUCCGGGAGGAACUGGAUCAGAAGAUCGGCUUUGAGAGACACCCCCAGCUCAGCGACAGGCAGCAGCUACCCUACCUGGAGGCCACUAUCAGCGAGGUCCUGCGCAUCCGGCCUGUCUCCCCUCUACUGCUCCCACAUGUGGCCCUUACGGACACCAGCAUUGGGGAAUACACCAUCCGAAAGGGAGCCCAGGUCCUCGUCAACCUCUGGUCCCUUCACCACGACGAGAAGGAAUGGGACAAGCCAGAGGAGUUUAACCCAGGUCGCUUCUUGGAUGAGGAGGGCAAUCGGAUCUACUCACCCUCGCCCAGUUACCUGCCCUUCGGAGCCGGGAGCCGGGUGUGCUUGGGCGAAGCCCUCGCUAAGAUGGAGAUCUUCCUCUUCCUGGCCUGGAUCCUGCAGAGGUUCACCCUGGAGGUCCAUCCGGGCCAGCCGCUGCCUGCGCUGGAGGGCAAGUUCGGCGUGGUGCUCCAAGUGCAGCAGUUCAAGGUGAAGGCCAGGCUGCGGGAAGCCUGGCGGGAUGGCGUGUAGAGCUGCCCGCACCAUGGACCCAGCCAGCCGCUCCAGGGACACCGCAUGGGAGGCAGCUGCACUGGGCAGGUCUCUGUCCAACCCCAGGGAUGUUUCUAUCCCCUAGACCAGGGGUGGCCAACCUGGGGCUCUGGAGCCACAUGCGGCUCUUCAGAAGUUAAUCUGCGGCUCCUUGUACAGGCACCGACUCCGGGGCUCGAGCUACAGGCGCCAACUUUCCAGUGGGCCAGGGGGUUGCUCACUGCUCAACCCCUGGCUCUGCCACAGGCCCUGCCCCCACUCCACCCCUUCCCUCCCCCUCCCCUGAGCCUGCCGUGCCCUCACUCCUCCCACCCCCAGCCUCCUGCACGCCAUGAAACAGCUGAUUGGGAGGUGCAGGGAGGGAGGGGGAGGCACUGAUCGGCAGGGCUGCUGGUGGGUGGGAGGCGCUGGGAGUGGGGGGGGGGGAAGGAGCUGAUAGGGGGCUGCUGACGUAGUACGGUGGCUCUUUGGCAAUGUCCACUGGUAAAUCCUGGCUCCUUCUCAGGCUCAGGUUGGCCACCCCUGCCCUAGACGGAUGAAAGGGGCGCCGGUUGGGUCAUUAUUUAGGCAGGGAUGAGCCCAGUGGGUCAAUGCCCCAAGGGAAACUGCUGCUGGUGCCAGGGUAUCUGAGCCCCUGCAACACCAUUCAAAAGCUGUACCUUGGCUGCAUGGCCACGAUACACUGUGCCGCUCCCUCCUCAUUGCUCUGCCAUGCCUGCGGGGGGCGGGGGGGAAUAUCAGUCCCUCGGGGGACAGGCAAGGUGCAGAGGGAGUGAGUUGGUGGAGGGGCUUAGGGGACUAGCAGAGGCAGGUUUCCUGUUCCACAGAAGCAGACGGGGAACGCCCCCCAUAAAGGGGCCUCGCCCUCUGGAACCCAGCUCAGCCCCUCGGGGGGCUGAAGCUUAUCACCCCAGCACAGCUCCAGCCCUGUGUGUGGUGGGGAGGGCCCCAGCAGCUUGGGAAGGUGCUGGGAGCCCCAGGCUGGGUUGCCAGCCCUGCUCAGAUCCCCAGCCCAGAGCCUCAGUUACUGCAGCUUCACCGGCCGCCUUGGUCUCUGGCCCACACCCAUUUCCAGAGAGGAUCCGUCCUUCCCCCAGAUCAGGUGACAAGGCUCAGGUGCCAGGUGAACAGGAGCAGGGCAGCCUGCGGCCCUGUCCCAUUGGAGAGGAACCGCCACUUCAGGCAGGUGAAACAGAAGAGCGGGUGGAGCUGGCUGGGGCAGACCUGAUUUUCUGACUGGCCAGGAUUUUCAAAGGCGGGGUAGGCAUGCAGUUAAUGAGUACAUUUGCUCUGUGGUUUAUGGCAAGUGCAGCCCUGGAUCCCUACACAGGAGCUGUCAUGCAGUCGAGAGGAAGCCUGGCCCAGUGGUUAGGGUGGCUAGCCUGAGACUUGAGAGACUAGCUUCAAUUCCUGCAUGAAAUUCAGCAAGUCACUUAGUCUCCCUGUGGGUUCCUUCCCAUCUGUACAAUGAGUGUAACAGCACUGCCCUACUGCACAGGGGUCUUGUGAGAAGAAAUACAUUAGACUGGGACGGGGCUCAGAUACAGUUGUAAUGGAGGGCCAGAUAAAUCCCUUACAUCUUUUCUACACAUGGAGUUAUUCUGGACUAGCAGUUCCACUUUGAGUUCACACCCAGCCUUAAUCCAGAAUAAGAUUCAUGUGUAGACAAGCCCUUAGACAGACAGUAGUGUAACUCACACGUAUACUCUAGUGUAAACCGUUGGUCUGUGUAUUACAUGCUCUCUGCCUGAUGUGCAGAGGAUGGAGGUCUGUUACAGCUCCCACCUGCCCAGAACCCCCAGAGGAAGUCACUGGUUCAAUCCCCAGUGUCAGCUGAGAUCUUGCAGCCAUCACACUAACAGACACACAUUGCUUAAAUUCAAAAGGUCCUAUUAACCUCCUCCUCCUGGAAAAAUUGGAAAGAAUCCAACAAAGGGCAACAAAAAUUAUUAGGGGACUGGAACACAUGAGUUAUGAGGAGAGGCUGAGGAACUGGGGAUGUUCAGUCUACGGAAGAGAAGAAUGAGGGGGGAUUUGAUAGCUGCUUUCAACUACCUGAAAGGGGGUUCCAAAGAGGAUGGAUCUAGACUGUUCUCAGUGGUGACAGAUGACAGAACAAGGAGUGAUGGUCUCAAGUUGCAGUGGGGGAGAUUUAGGUUGGAUAUUAGGAAAAACUUUUUCACGAGGAGGGUGGUAAAACACUGGAAUGUGUUACCUAGGGAGGUGGUGGAAUCUCCUUCCUUAGAAGUUUUUAAGGUCAGGCUUGACAAAGCCCUGGCUGGGAUGAUUUAAUUGGGGAUCGGUCCUGCUUUGAGCGGGGGGUUGGACUGGAUGGCCUGCUGAGGUCCCUUCCAACCCUGAUAUUCUGUGAUUCUUCCCCACACCUGGUUCAAAAAUAGGCUGUAGGUUUGUGCCCCACACUGCUUCCCCUAGAGAGAAGCUGUAGGAGGAGAACUAGCUGCAUGGGGUUUGAGCCAUGUAUUUUCACUAGCUACAGCUGCUUCAGAGCGAUUGUACUGAUGGCACAAAGCCUGAAUGCAUCCCUUAGCUAGUGAGAGACAAUGUCAUUCCCAAGCGGCCUUUGAGACAAAAUUUCAUCCAAAGUGCCCCUGCCUUCUCUGAGCUGGGCCACCCCAAAGGAUCAGGACUCUGGAAAUCCAAGUGCAGGGAUUUUCACCAGUGCAGGGCAAGUUCAGCCUGGGAAUGGCUCCUCUUUUUCUCUUUUCAUCUGAUAGAAACAUGAGGGCAGCUACAGCCGCGGUGCUUUGGAAAGCUAAUGCAGCCCAUCAAAAAGGCAGCUGCGACCCUGGGGGCGGGUCAGUCGAGCUAGAGAAGCGUCAAUGCCACUGAACAAGGCACUGAGGAGGCCUCAUCUGGAAUACUGGGUGCAACUCCAGAGAGAUGAAUUCAGAGUGGCACAGGUGCAGGAAAGGCCUCCGAGGAUGGUCAGGGGAACGGAGAGCCUGUCGUGUAAGAGGGGACGAAGAGAGCCUAGGAAAACAAAGGCUGAGCAGGGCUCUGGCAGCUCGCUAUAAAUACAGCAGGGGAAUGGGGUAAACGCCGGGGAGGGAGAAGAGCUAGUGCCAUUAACGGACAAUGCUGGCAAGAAACAAACGGGGAUAAAGUGGCCAUGAACAAAUUCAGACUGGAAAUUAGUGGAAGGUUUCUACCCAGCAGAGUGUGGGAGGGUCUGGAGCAGCCUCCCACCAGGGAACAAACCCCCUAAGCCAGCUUUAAGUGUAUGUGCUGGGGUUAGCUAGCAGGAGACUGACCUAGGAGGUCCCUUCCAGUCCUAGCCCCUGUGAUGUUUGAGGGAGGGGAGCUGAUCCCAGGCUGCACCUGUGACAGCUAACACCACGUGGCUCUUCCAAAGAGCCCUCAGACCCCUCUCGCUCACUCCAUGGCACUGUAGUAACUGAGCACCUCACAAUCCUCCAUUGUUUGUUCUCACAGUCACUCUUAUCCCCAUUUUACAGAUGGGGAAACCAAGACACAGGGAGACUGAGGCAGAGCAGAGAAUAUAACCCACUUCUCCUUAGUCCCAGGCUAGGGCUCUAACCACUAGGCCAGCCUUCCACUUUCCUACAGCUUGUGCUCCUGUCCCCUUGUGGCCAUAAAAGGUUCACAAAAAUAGCUCUGCUGUCCUGAGCAGAUUCCAACAUGGGUAACCACAUUCUGUCUCUCAGUUUGUCCUGCUAUCCUAAUUAGCCAUGUAAGGUUGUCGUGUGCUGGUAGACAUCCACCAUAUUCCACCCAAAGGUUGGCACUGUCAGUUGUAGGAACAUGACUUUGGUCCACAUUAUUUAUAUUACAGUAGCACCCAGCAGCUCCAGCUGGGAUCAGGGCCACUUUGAGCUCUUAGACACUGUACAGACAGUCCUGAAGUUCUCACACUGGCAGCAUUAGCCCCAAUUUACAUAUGCGUAACUAAGGCACUGGGAGAUUAAGUGACUUGCCCAAGAACCCACUGGAAGUGUGUGGCAGAGCUGGGAAUCAAAGCCAUCUCUGCCCAUUCCCGGGCAAGAGUUUUAGCCACAAGACCAUCCUUGCCCCCUGUAAAGUGCGUUGCUAUAUAAAUAAAGGGUAUUAUCACCUAUCUGCUGGUGCCUUUUAACAUUUACCCUGCAGCGAGCUGGCAUUUUCACUCUCUGUGGUUUUAUGAUCCACAGCUAUUCAGCAAUCUGGUUGGAUUACAGCAUGUCCUCAGUGAUCGGGAUAACCUUUUAAUAGAGUAAAGAGUCUGUGUUUGCUCCCGCCGUAAAAAACAGCCUGUACAAGAGGGAGCCGUGCAAUUAGAUUUUUCCCCCCCAUUACUUGAGCUCUUAAUAUUUAACUAAAUAGCAACAAGGCAACAUCUUAGAACUAGAAAAAAACAAACAAACCAGCAACAGCAGAGGGUGCAUAGAAAGAGAUAAAUUCUUCCCCUGUAUUCAAAAACAGGAGCUGAUAUGAAAUAAAUAACAAACCCACACAGAUUCUCCCCCUACUCUCAUAUAACUUUUUAUAGACAUUGGCAGAUUUUAAAAUAAUGUUUAUUCGGAUCCCUCAGUAUGUGUGUUACUGACACAGUGUUACCCCAAUGAAACCAGAAUGAUUUUGUUAGCACUGGCAACAGGGGAACUUUCACUUUAAAAAAAAUAAAAUCAUGUUUUAAGUUCUG
Caretta caretta (loggerhead turtle) is the source of this 6226-nucleotide messenger RNA. It is a transcript of the gene CYP17A1, whose product is annotated as cytochrome P450 family 17 subfamily A member 1. The record is from RefSeq and is a predicted model, not a curated record. Gene Ontology annotation, molecular function: iron ion binding; steroid 17-alpha-monooxygenase activity; heme binding. NCBI's taxonomy places the organism in Eukaryota, Metazoa, Chordata, Testudines, Cheloniidae. Gene Ontology annotation, biological process: hormone biosynthetic process; progesterone metabolic process.